CGUCUCCAGGAGCCCUUAGAGACCGAGUCCCCGGCGGCGGCGGCGGCGGCGGCGGCGGCGGCGGCGGGGCAGCGCUCGGGCAGAGCAGUGAGCACUCAGCGGCGGGCGCAGGUGAUUAUUCCCCCACUUGAAACCUGAAAACGGUGGGCCACACAAAGUCUUACUGAUUUCAGGUGAAAACCACAACUGAAGAUGUCAAGCAAAACAGCAAGCACCAACAACAUCACCCAGGCAAGGAGAACUGUGCAGCAGUUAAGACUAGAAGCCUCCAUUGAAAGAAUAAAGGUGUCAAAGGCGUCUGCAGACCUCAUGUCCUACUGUGAGGAACAUGCCAGGAGUGAUCCUUUGCUGAUAGGGAUACCAACUUCCGAAAACCCUUUCAAAGAUAAAAAAACUUGCAUCAUCUUAUAGAGGAAGAGUGAAACGGUGCCUCCCUUCUUCUCAACAAAACCAAUUUAUGAGCAGCUCCUUGAAGAGAAUUACCUUCAGCUUAUUUGGUAACCACUGCUAAUAACUAAAAUGCUCUUAACAUGGAAUAAUAGAUUCUGAAGUCUUUAUUUUCCAAGGUGUCCUUUCUCUGAAAUGCCCUUUCCUGAUUUAAUACAGAAUAGCAAUCUUGUUUUCCAUUUGGUAACUAUGGUAUCAUAUUGGGUUACUGCUUAAGGAAAGUCAGUCUGGGCCUUUUAAAAUACACAAUUAUAUACUUUUAAAUAUAUAUUGAUCCAGUUAUUUCAAAACCUAAAUUACCUAAGCCCCUGUCUAGAUUAAAAUGCCAAGAAUAACUUAAGUCCUUUAACCUUUAUGUCAUAAUGUAUUCGUAAUAGGGUUGUGCCAACCUGUACAGCAUACACAGGUGAGGAGUGUACUGUGUAUAUAUGUGUGUGUGUGUGUGUGUGUAUAUAUAUAUAUACACACACACACACAUAGCUUUGUAUAUACACAUAUCGAAGCUUAUUUUCUUAUUAAAAUUUCUCCUUACCGUCAGUUCCUCAACUCCAGAAGUCAUACCUUCAUCUUCAGCUCUGUGUAGGUAGAAUAAGAACUUCUUUCCAUAGAGUUACUGUAUAAAAAGUAAAGAACAUCCUAAAGGUUGUAUUCCGUGUAAUUGAGUAAUGAAGUCAUCUCUUGCUGACCCUCUCAGACUACAAUGAACUGUGCCGAUUAAAAUGUUAAAACUCAACCACAAGCCCUUUUAUAAUAUGAGGUGUUCAUUCACAAGGGGCCUUUCGGGCUUCAGUGAUCCCGAGUCUAGAAAAGAGAAGGAGGCCCUUGGGGAGGACGCAGGGCAGCUGUGCCCACGCGGCUCACGUUCUCUGAGUCAGGGGUGUGCACCUCUGACAUCUCCACCCUAAUGAUGGGAAUCAGAGAGACCGCGUAGCGUGCACAGGAGCCUGGCCGAGAGAAGAGCAGGAAUGGGUAAAAACCAGUGGCUAUGCUUGGCCACAGUUUGUGAUUUAGCUCUCUCUGCCUUCCCUUUCUCUUUCUUCUUCUGUUAGACCAUCUAUCAGCAGAGGGAGUGCUUACCUCCCCAACCCCAAGUCGGGGAACAUGGUGGGAAAGACACAUACAAAAACAUAAAGCUAUCGAGACACAAGCUUCUUGCCAAUAUCUGCAGUGUCAGUGCCAUCCUACCUUGUCCACGAACGAUCCGAGAGAGGCUUGGAUUCAGUGGUAUGCAAUGUGGGCCCAAAGGUUCCAACAGCUGGGAAUCGGGUUCCUUGAUUUUCCUCGGGGCGUGACUGUAGCCCUCACAUCCUUGGAAUGUCCUGGGGGGAUCCCAAAAGCAGGAAUCUCCUCCUAUGACCAGAGUGUAUUUUUACUCGAUCAAAGAGGAAGAGAGGUUCUUUUUAUAACAUGCUCACUUACAGGCCCAAACUAUACACUUGUAAUAUUCUUAAUUCAUCUUCAGUUCAUUCAAAAUAACUAAGGAAGGAUUAAAAACUUAUCCUCAAAAAGGAUUCCACCCCAAGAAGGAAUUACUUACAACAGUUUUUCCGAGUGCUAUACAGUCUUGCCCUGCAAACUGCUAAAAUAUAUUUAGUAUUUCUCCAAGUCACCUAUGACUUGUGAACAGCAUUGUGAAUUGCCCUCAUUUUUUCAAGACUCUGAAAAUCAUGCCUCUGCUCUUAACCUCUUGUUAUCAUACGGCUUGAUUCUGUAAUACGCCCAAUUCCCAAGUAAAUUAUAGGCCCCUAUUCAGGAGAGAUAAAGGUUUUCCCUUUCAAAAGGUGAAGUUUGAAAUGUACACUAAAAAGACGAUUUUACAUUUAAUGUUUCACUUAAGGAGGCAUUCUUUUUCCAAAUAAGUAUAUUUUUCUGAUAGUUUCAGAACACUAAUCUUAUUUUCACUCUGAUGUUUAACAUCGUUCUUUAAAUAUUUAUAAUGUAUCUUGUGACAAAGUAUUUUCCUGAAUUAUGUUUAUUAUGCUGUUAUGUGCACAUUUUUGGUAGCAAGCAAUGUACUCAAACCUGUUCUUUUACCUAACAGAAAACAAAUAUGUUUUGCUCUAUAUUUGUUAAGAUGUUUGUAGUGGUAAGGGAUGGACUUGAGGUCCCAGGAGAUUUCAUUUUAUUUUGCUGGCCAGAUAUCAUAAGGCCACGAGUAUAAAUGUCAUGUAACUUCCUGACCAGAUAUAGGACAUAUUCAAGAAAAAUGAAAUCAAAUCCUUUGACGCUGGACCCAAGGGGGAAAAAAUUGUAGUUAAAUGUUGAUUUACUUAUAUGUGAUAAAAUAUAAUAUAUGUAUACAUGUCUAUGAUAUGCAGAUGUCACUUUUAUUUAUCAGGCUUUGUUCUACUUACGAAGCCACAGUUUAACUGUUCUGCAGCAGCUGGUUUAUGAUAUAAUGGACAAAUGCCCAGUGUGUAUUAUUUUUUCCAACUACCACCAGCAUGACACAGUUAAUCACAUAUAUACAUACAACUUCUUGGCUUCAUACCGAUGAAGCCAUUUAAAUAUGUUCACUAUACUUUCUCUUUAGUGCUGCUUCUGUUAGCUGUGAUCUCUUUUCUUUUCAUUCUUAUAUCUUCAUUAGUUCAUCAUACACCUGUCCAGGUGAGGCCUCAGGACCGUGAUAAGAUACGUUAGACAAAAUUUCAUGACUCCAAAGAAUUUUACAGAAACACAUUUUUUUUUUCCUAUAGAGAAAACACUUUAUAUGCCAGGUGGUUCACAAGUUAAGAGGUGGUAACUACUUUUUCUCUAAAAAGAAUCAGGUUUUUACAUUUCCUUACUUUACUAACAUAAAAAGUGCCAUCCUUAACCUUUUAAAGAAAGAACCUGAUUUGCUUUCUCUGUGUUUGGACUAUUUUUGUACUUUACUAAUCUUUAAACUAUCAGAAAAAAAUAUAUUUACCAAUGAUUUAGUAAUUUUGAGGCAUAGGUUAGUUUAGGUAGUGGAGGAUGUGCCAAACUUUCUCUUCAGAUGCCUUCUUCGCAACCAAUUUACAACUAACAUAGUGUCAUCUGAGUGAUUACUAUGAAUUUUGAUUUAAGAUCUAUGUAGCCCCAAAAAGCGAAUUAUAUUACAUGUCAGUCCUUUCUCAAUAAAACAAAUAUAAUAGAGAGUGUGUUAUGAAUUGUAUUGAUUUCUUUUAUGGUAUAUAUCUGUUAAUAGAAACAAGUACAUUGAAUCAAAUAGAAUUAUAUACAUAUUAAAAUAGAGCACUUACCUAAAGUUGGGUGGCCUGGAUCUUAGUCCUGGGUCGUUUUCUAGCCAAUCCUGUGUGCCUGUGUCGUGUGACUUUGGAUAAGUCAUUUCAUCUCUCUGGGCCUCCAUUUCACCAUCUGUAAAACAGGGGCUUGAAGUAGAUGGUGGCUGAGAUCCCUUCCUGCUCUUGGAUGUCUCGGUCCAAUGGUCUACCCCUCUAGUGGUCCUGCCAACGUGUUGGUGCUAUAAGCUGCUUCAAAUAUAAAAUUAGUUCGUCUAUCGUGUAUGCUCAUUUAUUAGCUUAUGAAAGUCCUUUCAUCAUACAGCUUUUUUUCUAGUUUUAUGAACUUGAUUACUGUAAUAAUGUCGUUUUUAGCCAUGUAACUAUAAACAUAUAUUCUCUUGAUGUCUCAGUAAAUUUGCAUUUGAUAAAUAUAGUUGAAGGGAUUUUGUUAUUUUAUAACAUUCUUUGGCUACUCAUCUGUCCAGCAUCUUAUUAACCUAAACACUGUGAUCAUUGUUUGGAAAUCUGUCCUAUGGAAAGAAUAAAAGCAUUUACUUCACUGCUAACAUGUUCACAGAUUUGAAAGAAGUUUCAUUAAAGCACCAUUGCUCUCUUUA
This is a messenger RNA of Rhinolophus ferrumequinum (greater horseshoe bat), 4270 nucleotides long. RefSeq names its product G protein subunit gamma 12 (gene GNG12). Gene Ontology annotation, molecular function: G-protein beta-subunit binding. The record is from RefSeq and is a predicted model, not a curated record. Bases 193 to 411 code for a protein of 72 amino acids. NCBI's taxonomy places the organism in Eukaryota, Metazoa, Chordata, Mammalia, Chiroptera, Rhinolophidae. The transcript is spliced from 4 exons. Gene Ontology annotation, biological process: G protein-coupled receptor signaling pathway. Gene Ontology annotation, cellular component: heterotrimeric G-protein complex.